AUGUCCGUGCGCCGAUUUUCUUCCUCCGGCGAUGCCGACCCCGAGUGCACGGCUGUGGUCUUCGGUGCCGUCGCGGGCCCGUACACCCACUCCGACGCUCAGGCAGCGGAGUUCUCUUGCUCGGUGAAGGCGCUGCACUGCGAGAUGCCUCAACAGCUGGCUGGCUACGUGUUUGACCGGGCGCGGUGUGGGCCCGCGGCCGCGUCGCCGCAGUGCGAGGUGCAGUGCGCGCAAGGCUAUGCUGGCUCCCCAGUGGCCCACUGCCUCACAGGCGGCGGAGAAUUUCACCUGGAGGGCUGCGCUCUGCUCUCCAGCGCCUGGGACCUCCACGCCAGCGGCUGCUGCUCGGCCCACGGCUCGCUGCCUGCAGUGGCGACGCAGCGCGCGGUCUCGCUGGCCCAGUGCCAGGCGGCGUGCGAGGCCCACGGGAACUGCGCCGCCGUCACCUACCAUGCCGCGGUCUCCCGAUGCCACCUCUUUCCAGGCCUCACCGGCUCACAGCAGGCUGCCGCCA
Prorocentrum cordatum is the source of this 514-nucleotide messenger RNA. Lineage: Eukaryota; Dinophyceae; Prorocentrales; Prorocentraceae. The record is from the annotation of a GenBank genome assembly.